AUAACUACGUCAACUUUACAUCCCUUCCAAAAAAAAAACCAUUAAAAAAAAUAAAUAAAGAGAAAAUUAAAUAUUCUAAAUAAAAAUGAAGUAGUAGUAAUUGACGGCGUCUACUCUUCCUAAUUCCUCACUCCCAUUUGCUGCUCCCAAUUCCCAACUUUUUAGACUUUUCUUGCUUUUUCUCUUCUGGAUUUUGAUUUUUUACCUAAAUUUUAGUCUUCUUUAAUGAAAACAUGAAGUAAACGCCUUCAUUUUUAAUUGAUUUUCCUUUAAAAGUAUGAAUUUCUCAGAGUUUUUUAGAGGACAAUAAGGGCAAUUUUAACUUUUUCUUCAUCCUCGAUUUCUGCGUUCAUUGAGGUAAAUCAUCGAAUAGUUGGCAGUCAAUUUUGGGUUUUAUGUCAUUUUGAAUUUUAUAGAACUUGAAGAACAAGGGUAUUGAAGAAUUGGGUUUGAAAAUGGGGGAUUUGGUGAAACAGAUCUUGACAAGACCAAUUCAAUUAGCUGAUCAGAUUAUCAAAGCUGCUGACGAAGCUUCUUCGUUCAAGCAAGAGUGUUUAGAGCUUAAAGCAAAGACUUCUAAGCUUUCGGACCUGCUCCGUCAAGCUGCUCGAUCAAGUUCGGACCUAUAUGAACGACCCACCCGUCGGAUCAUUGAUGACACAGAACACGUUCUUCAAAAAGCUUUGUCUGUAGCCCAAAAAUGCCGGGCUAACGGACUUCUUAAAAAGGCAUUUACCAUCAUUCAAGCUGCUACUUUUAGGAAGAUGUUCGCCCAAUUGGAGAAUUCCAUUGGAGAUGUUUCUUGGCUUCUUCGGGUCUCGGGAGGUACCGGGGAUGAUGAUGGGAUCGGGGGAUACCUUGGGCUUCCUCCGAUCGCAGCCAAUGAGCCUAUUCUUUGUCUGAUUUGGGAACAAAUCUCAUUUCUUAUAUUUAGGUCAGUGGAUAAACGGGCCGAAGCCGCUGCUUCAUUGGUGUCGCUGGUCCGAGACAGUGACCGUAACGGGAAGCUCAUCAUCGAAGAAGGCGGCGUAGGCCCGUUACUUAAGCUAUUGCAAGAAGGUAAAACGGUUGAAGGUCAAGAGAAUGCAGCCCAUGCAAUCGGGUUGUUGGGCCAUGACCCGGAGAGUGUGGAACAAAUGAUUCAUGCUGGGGUUUGUUCUGUAUUUGCUAAGAUCCUUAAAGACGGGCCAAUGAAGGUCCAAGCCAUGGUGGCUUGGGCUGUCUCAGAAUUGGCCCGUCAUUACCCGAAAUGUCAAGGUAUAUUCUUUCAGCAUAAUGCUGUACGUUUGUUAGUUGGGCAUUUAGCUUUUGAGACAAUUCAAGAGCAUAGUAAGUAUGUGAUUGUUUCAACAAAAUCUACUUCGGGUGCUUCGAGCAUCCACAAUGCUGCGGUUGUUGCGAUGGCUGCUGCCAACGCAAACCCGAGCAGUGCCAAUGACGAGAAGUCUCGAAUUUCUCAUCCAUUGGGGAAAAGGAGUGAAAGUCCAAGUAGAUGGAAUAAUGUGCUUAAUAGUGCUCAAGCACAAGCUAAGGCUAUGGUGAAUCCUAAUGUUGGUGGAGCUUUACCUAAUGGCAAUGGAAAUGGUAGUAAUCAUGCUCAUAAUCAUAGUCAUAAUCAUAGUAUAAGUACGAUUGCAGGGAGCAAAAUGAGGGAAAGAGAAAUGGAGGAUCCGGGUACGAAGGCGAGCAUGAAAGCAAUGGCAGCUAGGGCUAUAUGGUAUCUUGCUAAAGGGAAUUCGGGAAUUUGUAAGAGUAUAUGUGAAUCGCGUGCAUUGUUGUGUUUUUCGGUUCUUUUAGAGAAAGGAACACCGGAAAUUCGAUACAAUUCAGCAAUGGCAGUGAUGGAAAUCACUGCCGUUGCUGAAAGGGAUGCUGAUCUUAGACGAUCAGCAUUCAAGCCGAGUUCACCUGCUUGCAAAUCGGUGGUUGAUCAGCUGUUAAGGGUUAUAGAGCAAGGUGAUUCAGAGCUUUUGAUUCCUUGUAUUAGGGCAAUUGGGAAUCUGGCCCGAAUAUUUCGAGCUACUGAGACUCGAAUGAUCGGGCCAUUGGUUCAACUUCUGGAUGAGCGAGAGCCAGAAGUUGAACGUGAAGCGGUAUUGGCCUUAACCAAGUUCGCGGGUAAAAACUACCUGCAAGUAGAUCACUCGAAGGCGAUACUAGCUGCUGGCGGAGUAAAACAUUUGAUACAACUGGUGUAUUUCGGAGAACAGCAAAUUGUGCAGAUCCCGGCAUUGGAGCUCCUAUCGUACAUCGCAUUGCACGUUCCUGAUAGUGAGGAAUUGGCUCGAAACGACGUGCUUAAGGUUGUGGAAUGGGCAUCAAAACAAGCUCAUAUGGUGCAAGAUGAAACAAGAGAAAAAUUGGUGUUAGAAGCUAAGGAGAAGUUGGAACCUUACCAUGAUAAAAGAACAAGGUGAAGAUUGAAGUUAACAGAGUAAAUUGAUUAUUGUAUCUAUCUAAAUCUUGGAAUUUCAAUUUUGUGUCAUUAAAUUGAUUAUUAAUUUUCACUUCUAAGAAAAUUUAAUUUUGAUGUCAUUUAUUGGUUUAUUAUUGUAUGUAGAAUUAGUUGAUCACAGAGAUAAUUUUCUCUUUUUUUAUAAAUAAAAAUUGGGUCAUUCAUUGUCAAA
Amaranthus tricolor (Joseph's coat) is the source of this 2627-nucleotide messenger RNA. RefSeq lists its product as uncharacterized. Gene Ontology annotation, biological process: cell surface receptor signaling pathway. The record is from RefSeq and is a predicted model, not a curated record. Lineage: Eukaryota; Viridiplantae; Streptophyta; Magnoliopsida; Caryophyllales; Amaranthaceae. Gene Ontology annotation, molecular function: protein binding. The transcript has a single exon. The coding region runs from base 456 to 2417 and encodes 653 amino acids.